AUGGACAAGAGGCGCAUUACAGCUGGUGCCCAUGAUCUUGGUUUGAGAUGGUUGUUGGUGCUGAGCAACACAGAGGCCCUUCAGAGCAAGCAGCGGGCUGAAUUCACCAAGUUUCCAUUUGGGAUUGUGCUUGAUGCUGCAUCGACAUAUACUUCGAUUUAUCUUUACCACUGGCCUAUGAACACAAUGAAUGGAACCGGGGUCGUCAGUCAGCUGUACAAGUGUGACGUUGAUGGUAAUGGGAUUUCCAGCUUUGCCAACGACCCAGCAAAGGCUGGCCAGUUACUCAGGCCAUGCUUAGACAAAAUGCUAAAGUAUAUCCCACCAAAGGAAUUCCAGGAAACCAACAUCUUUCUGGGCGCUACCGAUGGCAUGCGUUUACUCGAAUUGCAAAACCAGUCACAGUCCCGGAUAAUUCUUGAUGUAGUUCAGAAAACUAUUCAAUCCUACCCAUUUCAUUUUUGCAAGGCUGUGAUUCUCACAGGAGCACAGGAGGGAGCCUUUGGAUGGACCUCUGUGAACUAUCUUCUGAAAUCCUUUCUCCAGUAUUCCUGGGAAGGUAUCUGGAUUCACCCAGAACCUAUACAGACCUUUGGUUUGCUGGACCUUGGGAGCUCAUCCACUCAACUGACCUUUAUCCCAAAACAAGUCUUCAAGAAUAUGCCAGGGAAGAUGAAUAUCCACUUGUAUGGCUACAAUUACACCAUCUACACUCAAAGCUACCCAUGCUAUGGCCAACAGCAGUCUAUCAGAAAGUACAUUGCCACAUUAUUAAAGGCCACCUCAGGAUUUUUCCAUGUCUUCCAGUUUUUGAAUUUAACUUCGGUGAGGCCAAGUCUGUACAAGACCAAGAGGACAAUUGAAGAAUUCUGCACCCGGAACUGGAAAGAGGUGGAUGCUGCAUACCCAAAUGAGAAGCAUGAGCAACUGAGAGACUACUGCAUUUCAGCAAACUACAUAUAUAUUUUGUUAGUCAAUGGCUAUGAGUUUAACUCCAGCACCUGGGAGAAUAUAGUUUUUGAUAAGAAGAUUGGACAGACAGACAUCGGAUGGACCCUUGGCUACAUGCUGAAUCACACCAACAUGAUCUCUUCCAAACCUCCAGGGAAAAUAAAGACUCAGUCUAAUACCGUCUGGUCUUCUGUCUCUUCUAUCCUCGGACUGACCACUUUAUUGUCUGUGUUGGUCAACGUGAUUCAUUUUAAACAAAAAGCUGAAUCGAAAAUCCAACCACUUGCUGGGAAAUUUCAUUGUGCCAAUUGA
Hemiscyllium ocellatum (epaulette shark) is the source of this 1263-nucleotide messenger RNA. RefSeq names its product ectonucleoside triphosphate diphosphohydrolase 8-like. Bases 1 to 1263 code for a protein of 420 amino acids. Gene Ontology annotation, biological process: nucleoside diphosphate catabolic process. Gene Ontology annotation, cellular component: plasma membrane. The transcript is spliced from 8 exons. The record is from RefSeq and is a predicted model, not a curated record. Gene Ontology annotation, molecular function: GDP phosphatase activity; UDP phosphatase activity. Lineage: Eukaryota; Metazoa; Chordata; Chondrichthyes; Orectolobiformes; Hemiscylliidae.